Molecule: messenger RNA, 2732 nt
Organism: Schistocerca nitens (vagrant locust)
Lineage: Eukaryota; Metazoa; Arthropoda; Insecta; Orthoptera; Acrididae
Product: aconitate hydratase, mitochondrial-like
Exons: 15
Coding region: 77-2449 (790 amino acids)
Biological process (GO): tricarboxylic acid cycle
Cellular component (GO): cytosol; mitochondrion
Molecular function (GO): aconitate hydratase activity; 4 iron, 4 sulfur cluster binding
Source: RefSeq, a predicted model, not a curated record
CCCGUGUACUUAAUGCAGAGGCCAGGUCCGUCGGGCAGUACAGCCGCAGAUACUACCGCCUUCGUCAGCCGCUGGGAUGGCCUACUGUCUCCGCGUCCUUCGUAGCCAGGGAAUCCCGUGGCUGGACACUUGUAAGGAUAUUCAGCUAAGAUGCUUCCAUGUUUCACCCCUUGCUGCUGCAGCUCGCAAAAUCGCUAUGAGCAGAUUUGACAAAGACAAUUACAUACCCUAUCAGAAACUUGAAGAGAACAUUGGUAUUGUUAAAAGGAGGCUUGGUCGACCUUUGACACUGUCAGAGAAAGUUCUGUAUUCUCACCUGGAUGAGCCAGACAAGCAGGAUAUUCAGCGUGGCACAAGCUAUCUUCGGCUGAAGCCAGAUCGUGUUGCAAUGCAUGAUGCUACUGCACAAAUGGCAAUGCUACAGUUCAUUUCAUCAGGCGUACCAAAAGUUGCUGUCCCAUCAACAAUACAUUGUGAUCACCUUAUUGAGGCACAGGUGGGUGAUGAAAAAGACCUUGCAAGAGCCCAAAAUAUAAAUAAAGAAGUAUAUGAUUUUCUGUGUUCAGCUGGUGCCAAGUAUGGAGUUGGAGUAUGGAAACCUGGUGCUGGGAUUAUUCAUCAGAUAAUCCUUGAGAAUUAUGCAUUCCCAGGACUGUUACUGAUUGGAACUGACUCUCAUAGCACAAAUGGUGGAGGGCUUGGUGCCCUCUGUAUUGGAGUUGGUGGAGCUGAUGCUGUUGACGCAAUGGCCAAUAUUCCAUGGGAGCUCAAAUGCCCUAAGGUGAUUGGCGUAAAGCUCACAGGCAAACUAAAGGGGUGGGCUUCACCUAAAGAUGUCAUUUUGAAAGUCGCUGGAAUCCUUACUGUUAAGGGAGGUACAGGUGCUAUUAUGGAGUACUAUGGUCCUGGAGUUGAUUCCAUUUCAUGUGCUGGUAUGGCCACAAUCUGUAACAUGGGUGCUGAAAUUGGUGCAACAACAUCAAUUUUCCCAUACAAUCAACGUAUGAAAGACUAUUUGUUAGCUACAAAUAGAAAGGAAAUUGCUGAAGAAGCAGACAAAUAUGCUAAGACACUAUUUACGGCAGACCCUGGAGCUCCUUAUGAUCAGACAAUAGAACUAGAUUUGGAUACACUAGAACCACACAUCAAUGGACCUUUCACACCAGAUUUGUGCCACCCUAUCUCGAAACUUGGACAAACAGCUAAAGAAAAAGGUUGGCCUUUGGAUAUUAGAGUGGGGCUCAUUGGUAGCUGUACCAAUUCUAGCUAUGAAGACUUGGGUCGAUGUUCAAGUAUUGCCAAGGAAGCAAUGAAGCAUGGACUCAAAUCUAAAAUUCCUUUUUAUAUAACACCUGGGUCUGAACAAAUUCGAGCAACGAUUGAGAGGGAUGGGAUUGCAGGAACAUUACGACAAUUUGGAGGAACACUGUUGGCUAAUGCCUGUGGACCUUGCAUAGGACAGUGGGAUCGCAAGGAUGUUAAAAAAGGAGAUAAGAACACAAUUGUCACUUCAUACAAUCGUAACUUCACUGGACGGAAUGAUGCCAAUCCUGCAACACAUGGCUUUGUGACCUCACCUGAGCUUGUCACUGCUCUGUCAGUGGCUGGCACACUUGACUUUGACCCUACCAGGGAUAAACUGAAGAGUGUAGAUGGUAAAGAAUUCAAAUUAAGUGACCCAUUUGCUGAUGAGUUACCAGCAAAAGGUUUUAGCCCAUGUGAGGAUACGUAUCAGACUCCCCCUGCAGAUAGUAGCAAACUGAAGGUGAAUGUUGAUCCAAAGAGCCAACGUUUGCAACUUCUUGAGCCAUUUGAUGCCUGGGAUGGAAAGGACCUCACUGACUUGACGAUAUUAAUUAAGGUCAAGGGCAAGUGUACAACCGAUCACAUCUCUGCAGCAGGACCAUGGUUGAAAUAUCGUGGUCAUCUGGACAACAUUUCUAACAAUUUAUUAAUUGGAGCUGUGAAUGCUGAGAAUGGGGAAAUGAACAAAGUGAAAAACCAACUUACUGGCGAAUGGGGACCUGUCCCAGAUGUUGCGAGAGCCUACAAAGCUAAGGGUGUCAGAUGGGUAGCUGUUGGAGAUGAAAACUAUGGAGAGGGAAGCAGCAGGGAACAUGCUGCACUGGAACCUCGAUACCUGGGUGGUAGAGCCAUCAUUGUCAGGUCUUUUGCUCGUAUCCAUGAGACCAAUCUGAAGAAACAGGGUCUGCUGCCACUCACAUUUUCUGACGCUGCUGAUUAUGACAAGAUAAAGCCUACAGAUAAGAUCUCACUUGUGGGUCUUAAAGAUCUUGCACCAGGGAAGCCUGUGACAGCAGAGUUGAAACAUAUAGAUGGCACAAAAGAACAAAUACAGUUGAAUCACACACUAAAUGAGCAGCAAAUACAGUGGUUCAAGGCUGGCAGCGCCCUUAACUAUAUAAAGCGAAUUACAGCAGGGAGGUAGACAGAUGGAAGAUAGUCCGUUACUGGUGCAACAAGAAGACAGCUAAGGACUGUAAUUACUGUGUAUGGCCAGUGUUGUGUGUACAUUGAUUGUGUUGUUUUAUAGUUGUAUUGAACAUUUUGUUUGUGUAAUAAUUUAUGCUCUAUCUAGUAGGCCAAUUUUGGCUUAAGUAAUACUCUCUUUUUAUUUCAGAUGUUUUGAAAUUGCUCUAAACAUCUUAUUAGUUUCUGUAAAAAUGUGCAUUGUUAAUUGACCAGUCUAGCAGAAAAUAAUGUAAGUUGAA